This is a messenger RNA of Oryza sativa Japonica Group (Japanese rice), 3150 nucleotides long. Its product is annotated as golgin candidate 6. Gene Ontology annotation, cellular component: Golgi membrane; cytoplasm; Golgi stack. Gene Ontology annotation, biological process: vesicle fusion with Golgi apparatus; transcytosis; intracellular protein transport. The record is from RefSeq and is a predicted model, not a curated record. NCBI's taxonomy places the organism in Eukaryota, Viridiplantae, Streptophyta, Magnoliopsida, Poales, Poaceae.
GCAAAUCGCGCAAACCCAAAUCCCCCGUGAGGCCGAGGCCGAGACCCACACCUCCCUCCCCCAUCUUCGCCUUGCUUCCGAAUCCAACCCCAACUCCCGAUCCCCUCCUCCUCCGCCACCGCCGCCUUCGCCGCUGCGGCGAUCUCACUCGCACUUCUCUCUAUCCCCCAGGUGGCCGCGAUCCGAUGGACUCCCGCUCCAUCAACCUCCGGGGUUUCGCCGGGAACGCCGGCAAAAACAUCAUGCAGGGGAUUGGGGGAUUUGUUUUCGGAAAUGAGAGGUCCGAGUCCAAGGAAGACAGCUAUGUUGAGAGAUUCCUUGAUCGCAUAAGCAAUGGCACCAUAUCUGACGAUAGGAGGUCUGCCAUGACCGAGCUGCAGUCGCUUGUGGCAGAGUCUCGUUCUGCUCAGAUGUCAUUUGGAGCCAUGGGAUUUCCUGUUCUCCUCAACGUUUUAAAAGAAGACCGUGAAGAUGUUGAGCUUGUGAGAGGUGCUCUAGAAACCUUUGUGAGUGCACUGACUCCUAUUGAAACCUCGCAAGGACCAAAAACUGAGGUUCAGCCUGCAUCAGUGAACUCUGAUUUGCUUUCUCGAGAAACUGAGAAUAUCUCUCUUCUUUUGAGCUUAUUGUCAGAGGAGGAUUUCUAUGUGCGGUACUAUACGAUCCAGCUUUUGACAGCGCUACUUACGAACUCGCUGAAAAGACUACAAGAGGCAAUUCUAUUGAUUCCCCGGGGCAUAACAGUUUUAAUGGAUAUGCUUAUGGAUCGGGAGGUCAUAAGGAAUGAAGCACUGUUACUUCUUACUUAUCUGACCAGGGAUGCUGAGGAAAUUCAAAAAAUUGUGGUAUUUGAGGGUGUAUUUGAGAAAAUAUUUAGCAUUAUCAGAGAGGAAGGAUACUCUGAUGGUGGUGUUGUUGUUCAGGAUUGCCUUGAACUGCUAAAUAAUUUAAUCCGACAAAAUGCAUCCAAUCAGAUGCUUCUGAAAGAGACAAUCGGCUUUGAUCCAUUGAUAGCAAUACUAAAGAUAAGGAGAGGCAGUGCAUUCAAUUUCACUCAACAAAAGACAGUAAAUCUUCUCGGUGCUUUAGAUACUGUUGAGUUGCUUUUGAUGGGAGGAGGCUCAUCUGGUGAGCCAGGUAAAGAUGCUAACAAGACCACCAACCAAACUGCUUUAGCUCAGAAAAAUAUUCUGGAUCACCUUCUACUGUUAGGCGUGGAGAGUCAGUGGGCCCCUGUAGCUCUCCGCUGUAUGGCCUUGCGAUGCAUUGGUAAUUUGGUGUUAAGAAAUCCUCAGAAUCUUGAUUCUCUUGCGAGCAAGCAAGUUGGGGAAGAUCCUCAUGUUCAGCCUGCACUCAGUGCAAUCUUUUCUAUAAUCUUGCGAACCUCCUUAGCACAAGAAUUUGUUGCUGCUGAUUAUGUCUUCAAGUGUUUCUGUGAGAAAAAUCCUGGUGGCCAGGCUUUACUAGCAUCAACGAUUGCUCCACAUCCAAAUCAAGCACAUGCUACAUUUGGGGCCACUACUGACAUGCCUUUUGGAAGUAUACUUCUGCAAGCUCUGGUGUCAAGUGAUGAUAAUGGAGAUAUGGAGGCAUGUUGCAGAGCAUCUAGUGUUCUUUCUCACAUAAUCAAGGACAACUUGCAAUGCAAAGAUCGUGUACUGCAAAUUCAGCUUGAAACACCUGCACCUUCCUUGGGACGCACUGAGCCACUACUGCACCGCAUUGUUACAUGUUUGUCUAUUGCAGCUUCAGCAGAAGGAGAAAAUGGCCAAAGCGGUCAACCAGAAGAAUCAUAUAUUCAGCCAGUCAUUCUCCGGUUACUCAUUGUAUGGCUUGUGGAUUGUGCUAAUGCCGUAGAUUGCCUUUUGGAAUCAGCAGUACAUCUGAACUACAUUAUCGAGCUUGCUUCAAGUAAACGCUACAGUGCUUGUGUUCGUGGAUUGGCUGCCGUUGUUUUAGGUGCUUGUGUCCUGUAUAAUGCAAGCCGGGAGAAGGGCCGAGAUGCCUUUGCUGUUGCUGAUGCUAUAAGUCAGAAGAUUGGCCUAUCCACAUACUUCUUGAGGUUCGAUGAGUUGCGGAAAAGGUUUGCACAUUCAUCAUCAGGGCAGCAGAACCGCAAGCAGCUUUCACGGUCAAGUGCAAAUAGUAUGUCAGAUUUCCAAGAGAUUGAAGAGGAAGAAAUAAAUAAAGGCGAUCAGCAUCCAGUCCUGUCAGAAAUCUUUGAUUCACAUUUUGUUAGUUUCCUCAGUAAGCUUGAGACUGAUAUUAGGGACAAUAUAAUGGAUAUAUUUAGUCGAACAAAGACCGCAACUGCAAUUAUACCUGCUGAGUUGGAGCAGAAGAAUGGGGAAGUUGAUGGAGAAUACAUCAAGCGGCUAAAGUCAUUUGUAGAGAAACAAUGCAAUGAAAUGCAGGACUUGCUAGGUCGGAAUGCAAUGCUGGCAGAAGAGUUAGUGAGAACUGGUGGUGGCAACUCCGCUGAUUCCUUACAGAAACCAAGCAGUGGCCGAGAAAGGGUCCAAAUCGAAUCCCUCAGACAAGAACUCGAAGGAGCAACCCGACGCAUAGAGGCACUCAGAGCUGAACAUACCCAGAUCGAAGCCGAAGCUAGCAACCAACGAAACCUCGCAGCGAAACUGGAAUCUGAUCUCAAGAGCCUGUCAGAUGCUUACAACAGCCUUGAACAGGCCAACUUCCGUCUUGACUCUGAAGUGAAGGCCUUGCGGCAGGGAGGCAGUGCACCCUACCCCGAUGUGGAAGCAAUCAAAGCGGAAGCGAAGGAGGAGGCAGAGAAGGAGAGCGAGGCGGAGCUAAACGAUCUCCUCGUCUGCCUGGGCCAGGAGCAGAGCAAGGUGGAGAAGCUGAGCACGAGACUGGCAGAGCUUGGUGAAGAUGUGGACACCUUGCUGCAAGGCAUUGGCGAUGACACUGCUUUGCCAGAUGAUGACGACGAUGAAGAUGAAGAUGAUGAGUAAUAUAAUGUGUGUAAUUCUGUCAUCUCAUGGUGUAACCAGUUGGGGAUCAUGCUGUUGUAGCAACAACUGUACAGUGGAUGAUGAUAUUUAGACAAAGGUUUCAAGUUAUUUAUGUUGGAUGAUUGAAUUGCUGAAUUUAGUUCUCAGAAUUAAGUGAAGUCCUUAGGAACAAUCA